Molecule: messenger RNA, 2158 nt
Organism: Cucurbita moschata (crookneck pumpkin)
Lineage: Eukaryota; Viridiplantae; Streptophyta; Magnoliopsida; Cucurbitales; Cucurbitaceae
Product: O-fucosyltransferase 29-like
Source: RefSeq, a predicted model, not a curated record
UUCUGGAGGUGGGUUUCAUUGGGCGUGGCGAAAGCUUGGAGGUUUUGCUUGAUAUCAGCGAACCUGGCUCUGUUACAGCCGCAGAGUAGUGGGAAUGGCUAUGCUUUUAGUAGCAAGAAUGUACUGUCGAGAUCAACGGGGGCGACAUCGGCGCAGAGGAAGGCGACGUUUUCUUGGUCGAUGUUGUGUGGUUUGAUGCUCUUUGCGUUGGGUUUAAUUUCGUUGUUUACGGGCCAUGUUGCUUCUGAUCUUGAAUGGUACUCUCAGCACUUAGUUAACAGGAGGCUCUACUCUAAGCUGGAGGAAGCUCGUCGUAGGGCGAUCAAUAUCUGGGAGUCUAAGCUUUCGAAGAACUAUUAUGGAUGCAGCAAAAGAAGCCCACGUUUUGCUUCUGCUGUUAAGGAGAGGUCGUCGAAUGGCUACUUGCUUAUUGCAACCAGUGGAGGCUUGAAUCAGCAAAGAACAGGAAUAACAGAUGCUGUGGCGGUUGCCCGUAUCCUUAAUGCUACCCUUGUGGUACCUGAAUUGGAUCAUCAUUCCUAUUGGAAGGAUGAUAGUGGCUUUGUCGAUAUUUUUGAUGUUGGUUGGUUCAUUUCCUCUCUCUCAAAAGAUGUGACUAUUGUUAAGAGAGUUCCUGAUAAAGUUAUGCGUGCCAUGGAGAAACCUCCCUAUACCAUGCGUGUCCCUAGAAAAUCAGAGCCCGAAUACUAUCUUGAUCAAGUUUUGCCUAUACUUUUAAGGAGACGUGUUGUCCAGUUGACAAAGUUUGAUUAUAGACUUUCGAAUAUUCUCGACGAAGAUCUACAGAAGCUGCGUUGUCGAGCGAAUUAUCACGCUUUAAAAUUUGUGAAACCUAUUGAAGAUCUUGGUCACAAACUUGUGAAGAGAAUGAGAAAGAUGGCGAAACGUUACAUUGCCAUUCACUUGAGGUUUGAGCCUGAUAUGCUAGCCUUUUCUGGAUGUUACUACGGAGGAGGUGAAAAGGAAAGGCGUGAACUGGGUGAAAUUAGGAAGCGAUGGGAAACGUUACCUGAUGUAAGUGAAGAGGAGGAAAGGAAGAGAGGGAAAUGCCCACUUACUCCCUACGAGGUCGGUCUGAUGCUACGAGCACUUGGUUUUAGAAACGACACUUAUAUUUAUGUUGCGUCUGGUGAAAUAUAUGGUGGAGAAGAAACUCUGAAGCCUCUUAGAGAACUUUUCCCAAAUUUCUAUACCAAGGAGAUGCUUGUUAAUGCAGAGCUGAAACCCUUUCUUUCAUACUCUUCCCGUCUUGCUGCCAUUGACUACAUCGUAUGCAACGAGAGUAACGUAUUUGUCACUAAUAAUAACGGAAACAUGGCGAAGAUUCUUGCUGGCGAAAGGAGGUAUUCAGGUCAUAAGAGGACGAUUAGGCCAAAUGCAAAAAGACUGAGCGCUUUGUUCAUGGAAAGGAACAAGAUGGAUUGGGAGACAUUCGCCAGAAAGGUGAAGACUUGCCAACGAGGGUUCAUGGGUGAGCCUGAUGACUUGAAACGUGGUAAAGAAUUUCAUGAAUUUCCUGAUUCCUGUAUUUGUGAGAAACCUUCCCAUCAAAAAAUUAAAGAAGAUGAAGGCAACAAUCACCAUGAUUUGCAAGGAAUAGUGGAAAACAGAAGCUUGGUGGAGUCCAAAUAUGUGUAUGGGGGCAAUUUUCGUCAUGCCGACCCUAUCGAUGUUAUAUGAAGUUCGAUCACCCCUGUCGUCUUCGUCCCAUGGUAUAGGAAGUUUGAUCAAUUGUUCAUAACUUAGUUCUUUUUCCAUAAUAUCGAGUAUGUAUAGAUGUGUAGUUCUGUCUAAAACGUGCUGCUUUUGCUUCUGCUGCUGCUGCUCUAGUCUCUUAUGCGCAAGCUAACACCCGCUGCCCCCUCCUGAUUCGUUUUAUUAGUUUGUCGAAUUAUGAUAUAUGAGCUGAACCUACGAGGCGCUAUGACUGCAUACAGUUCGAAUCGACAACGUGCUCGAUAAAGACAGCCGAAUUGAUGCCAGUGUUACUGACUCCAUGUGAUUGAGCCUGUUACUAUUUGUGAGCCUAAGGCAAUAUUGUUAUUUUUAUCUUUGUUUCUCAUCUCAAUGUAACUUGUAGCUUUAGAAGUUUUUUUCUGUUUACAUGCAAACAUAAUGGAUCAUUUUAGUUUGCCUA